Messenger RNA from Schistosoma rodhaini, 9316 nucleotides. NCBI's taxonomy places the organism in Eukaryota, Metazoa, Platyhelminthes, Trematoda, Strigeidida, Schistosomatidae. The record is from the annotation of a GenBank genome assembly.
CCUUCGUGUAGCUGACCUAGACUAAUAGGCGCCUAUUACGAGUACUUUGGUUGGUAGGACUUUAUGUGAUGUAAUUUAUGAUGAGGUGGAUUCCAUAUGAAGAGAAUAUAAAAUGGGCUGUGGUUGUUAAUCCGUUCAGGAGUGAUACUCGCGAUAAACUUGAUAUUUCAAUUGGUGAUGACGUAUUUAUUUUACGACAGUGUGAGGACUGGUUUUACGGAUUUAAAAUGGACGUUUGUUCGAAGUUUGGUGUGUUUCCUAAGGCAUGUGUUGCAUUUAAAAGGGAUGAUGUAUCUGAUGGGGUCAGUGCUGAGUUACAGAUGAUGGUAGAAAAACUAAUAUCAAUGUUUGUGUCAGGAAAAUAUGGGAGAAUGAGUAAACACUGUAUGGCUCUCCGUGAUGUUGUUAGUUUGAAGUACUCCCUUUCGGGAAGAAUUACAAAGUUCGACAUUAUUGCUAGUCUAAGGAAGCUUCAUACUCAUAUGUCGAUGGUGCAAAGUAAACUAUUUUUGCCAUUCAUCAUUCGGGAUGAGAAUUUUGAAUACAUCAAUCCGUACUCCAUAUCUCCCAUAGACUUACACUGGAAGCACAAAAAGCUCAUAAAAGAACUUGAAGAUUCAGAACUUUCUGCUCAAUGCCCUGCGUAUCAUCCCUUCAAUCUGCGUGUUCGUUUUCAAAAUUUACCUAAAGCACUUCUGACAAUGUACUUAGUGAGUCAAGUCUUACAAAGUUCUCAGAAUAUAGUCAGUUCACCAGCUAAUUUAAUUCCAAAUGUGGAUAUGAAUUUUGUUGUCAAUGCGAGUUCCGACUGCGCGAAUUUCACUUCAUACAAUUGUAUUCAAGAUUCAUUUGAAAGUCAUGUUGUUAGUACAAAAAAUCUUUCCGCUACUGAAUUACAGCCUACAUCAUUGCUUAUGCGUUUAACCGAAGAUGUUAUACUGGAUGGUAAUACUAAAGAUAAUUGUGAAGUUGUUUUUACUAAUCUCGACCCAUUCAAAUACAAAGAAAAACGUAUACUACUACUCGUCACAUUGACUCGUAUUGGACCGAUGCAUUUAAAACGUACGAAAUCAGGUGGAAAGUCAAUAUCAUUAAGUGUUAAUGAAAAUAAGUCACAACAACCGAAUUCAAUGUUGAAACGUCCAGUUGGCGUUGCUUGCCUGGAUAUAACAUCUUCAAUCUUACCAUAUUUUAAUCGUUCCUCUCAGUUAUUUGAUUGGGGAUCUGGCAAAACAAUAAAAGAUGACAAUUCUAUAUUGGAUCAUAAACGUAUUGUGAAUUUCAAAUUAACUGGUGAACAGUUUUUAUCAGAAGCGUUAUUACGUGCAAUCAACGAUACACAAGUUUUAUCUUGGAGUAACAAUCAAAAUUCAGGUUAUCCUGAUAUGGAUCUAACAACAAUUUUAAGCAUUCCAAGUAUUUCAUUGGAUUCAUCAGAAGUUCCAAAGUUGGAGAUUCAUGAGAUCACAGUAUUAAAUUCUUUAGAAGGUCAUCCAUUCAAUCGUGAUGCAUUAUAUGUACGUCGUUAUGCAUCACCUUAUUUUAAUGAUCCUACAGUUAUUAAUAAUAAUGGUGUAACUCAACCACGACGUGAACUUUAUGUUACUUUAAUUUCUGGAAAUUUCUCUAAAGGUAAUAAAACUAGAGAGCAUAAUGUUGAAGUGGAAGUCAACGUCGUAGAUAGUAAUGGGAAUUCGUUAAAUCUGAAUAACUCACCUGAACGUUUAUCACCUGUUCACAAAUCAGUUGUAUACUAUCAUAAAAAUCAGCCAUAUUGGAGUGAGCUAUUUAUAAUCAAUUUACCGUACUCACCAAUUGAAUCCUCUUGUAUAACAACAACAAUCGAUGGUGUGAAUAAUAAUCUUGGUGGAGAUAAUAACAAUAAUAAUGCUGAACGAUCUAACCAUGGUUCACAGCAUCAACAACAGUUAUUCAGUGCAAAUCCAACUUAUCCUGGGAUGUUAGCUGGUGUACAUUUGAGACUUUUAUGUCGUCAUCGAUCAACUGGACCAGGAGAUUCUGAAGGUAAAAUUCUAGGAGUUGCAUAUUUGCGACUCCAGCCGAAUACAUCUGUGCCAGUUCUCUUGCCUGAUGGAGAUUAUCAUCUGUAUAUACAUAAGAUGGAUAUGAAUCAAGUGAAUUCAUGUCGUUAUUUAUGUCAACCAUCUUAUUGUGAAGAUGAUGGACCGAUUGCUUAUGGUUUAAGUAGUGGUUCCGGUUCUGGUUCCAGUUCUAUUGGACUUAAUACAAUAAAUUCAAAUUCAAGUGGAUUGAAUAAUAUUUUAUCGUUGCCUAACUUUUCAACAUCAUCAUCAUCGUCACGUAAUCGCAUGGAUACACUACACAUACAAACACUUGUUUGUAGUAGUUAUCAUACUACUGAUGAAAAUUUAACCAAAGUUAUACUAUGGCGCAAUUAUCAAGACGAUAUUAUAAUGUGUUUACAUCAAGGUAUUUAUUUGUCACGAAAAGAUACUGAAUUAAAAAAAUUCACUCGUUCAUUGAUUGACAAUAUGUUGCAACUUCUUAUGACUACCACGGAUGAAACACAUCAACAUAUUAUCAAUUUAAACUUAGGUUACAGUCUUCUAAUGGGACUGGCUCGUUGUUAUAAGGAUUUAACGAUUGAUUCAGUUCGACAACAAAUAAUAUACAGUUAUUUAAAUGGGCCUGGAUUUAUAUAUUAUAAAAUAUAUAUACCUUAUUUACAAUUAUUAAAUGCUAUGGUAUGUGAAAUUGUCUAUCCAGCAUUAUAUCAAAAUCAUCAUCCUUCGACUAAUUCUACUCUUCCUUAUUCAUCGUCAUCAGCAUACGCAUCCAGUGGUGUUGGUAGUACUUCUGAUCGAUACAAAGUGGAACAUCAGUUCAAUACUAGUGUUAAUAAUAGGAAUAUUGGCAUGACAUCUACAACUGGACACUUUUUUGAUUCAAAGGCUAUACAACUUAUCUUUUCAACAAUACAUUGGGCAUUUUUAAUUAUUGUUCGUUCAAGGCAUUUAGAUAUUACGCAGUUGAACGAUAAAUAUCAAAAAGAAGCUGAAUCAUUAUUUAUACGCCAGGUCGAAUCAUUCUUGUCUGGAGUAAUUGAUGUGACUUGUCGUACUGAAGAUGUUCUACUACGCCUUAUUAUAUUUAAACACGUGCCAGAAAUUAUUAAAAGUUUAACAAAAGUUUAUCCAAAAUUAAAAUUAUCCCAAUUCAUUGUACAAUUAUUAACGCGUACAUUAGAAAGUUGUGAAUUGCCAAGUCAAAAAAUUCUGACUGAAACUAUUCAUUCAACUUUAUUUACUGAUCCAAAAUGUCGUCGUCUAUUAGUACCAAUAAUUCAAACUAGCUUAACGCAUGUUUUCACAGCGAAAUUGGAUAAGGUUCUCAGUUCUAAAAUUAACGAGAAUACAGCUAUAAUGGAUGUUUGGUGUGAUGUAUUGCUGUCAUUUAUGGACAGUUUUACAAAAGCAACUGCAUCGACUACGACAACAACGAGUUCUUCAUCAUCAACCACUCAGUGCAUUGGUGAUAAUUCUGUUGAUAGUAAUUCUGAAACUAAUCAGACCGAUGAUAACAUUGACAAUACUGAAGAUGGAUCCAAAGGCAUCGCCUCUAUAAAAACACCAACAAGGCAAUUAUCAUUUAUAUUUGACAAUUCUAAUCAGGAUUGUUCAUAUUAUGCCGAUCAAUCGGAUGAAAUAUUUCAUUUGUUAAUAAAAUGUAAUUUUCUUCGUUGGACUAUGCAACAGUUGUCACGUAUUCUAUUAUUUAUACAUCAACGUAAUUCUGCUUUAUGUUGUGGUGAUGCUAGUAGAUCUGAUUCUCUUUCAACUACUGGUGGUAGUAGUAACGAUGGGCACGGUUGUAGCGGUGUCAGUGGCAAUAACAAAACAUUAUCAUCAUCUAGUAAGGUUUCACCUAGAAAACGCCUUAUACAUCCUUCCUAUCACCGGUUACAACCAAUUAUGGGAUGUCUAUCUACUGUACUAUUCUCUUCAUUACGAAUGCUUACAAAAUGUAGUUGGGUAAAAUUUUUCCAAUCUGUUUACUAUACCAGUGAAGAAUGUUGCCAAUGUAAUUAUUGUCAUAAUUUACAAUUAGUAAAUAUCUAUGAUUUUCUACAUGAAUUAUUCACUCUAUUCUCAUUGAUGCAUUUAUAUCCUGGUUAUCCAGCACCGAUGUUUCAGUCAAGAUCUGAUAAAUUAUGGACCGUUGGUCGUUAUUCGUGGGAUGAUGAUUAUCAUGAUGAAAGACAAUCAGAGCAUUCUGACAAAAAGAAAAUAUCACAUAGGAAUUCAUCACUGACUCAUAAUAAUAAUAAUGAUAACAAUAGUAAUAAUAAUGUAGAGUUAUUCUCUCAAUCAUGGAUUGAAAUGUUAACAUUGAUAUCGAAUGCUGAGCUAGACGUUAUUGAAGUACUGAUCGAACUUGUUAUAGAACCAUAUUUUAUCAAUCCUAACUUAGAUAAUAAAUUUUUGUUGAUUUCUGCCCAAUCAUCAUCAUCACUAAUAACAGCAAAUACACCAGCAGUGUGUCACACAGAACCUUGUUUAACUAGCGAUUUAAUUGAAUUAAUUGCACAAUGUUUAACUGGAUUCGCAGUGGAACAAGCUCAUUUAUACGUAGAAGUUGUGCCAGCGGUGACUAGAAUUCGUAUCGAUCAAAGUUUAACUAAUCAGUCAAUUGAUAUGAGACAAAGAGCUUGUGAUUUACUAUUAUCGUUAUGGCAUUCUAUCGAUGAUCGAUCAAAAGUGAAUUAUAUUCACAUAUUUCUACCAAAUGUCAUCAAUAUGGCUACGCUACCACUUCCACGGAUACGCGAAAAUUGUGUUGAUUGUAUAUUGAACGCAUUGACUAUUCAUGCACCUACUGUAGAGAAUGUUUUUGUCAGUGAAAUUGAUCGUGUUGUCCAGUGGGCUGGUACAGAUUUUGCUGCAGAUAUCCGUAAUCUUUUACAAGAUGAAUUUUCCAAAAAACGCUAUCCAUUACCACCACCUCGUCGUUCUCAUGGAACGGAAGAUUUCGAUCAUAAACAACAACGAGUGAUUAAUGAUUUUAGUAAACAAAUCGAUUGCCUACUUCAUUAUGGUAAAUUUAUUAAUCAUCCAUCACAAAUGAAUGAAAUGUUGGCAUUUUGCAAUCUAAGAAAAUUCUAUGAAUCUAUCAAUCGUAAAGAUAUGAUUUUACGUUAUUUAUAUCGACUGGAUCGAUUGCAUGCAGCAUAUUCUAACAAAACAGAAAGGGGUUAUACUUUGGAACUGAUUAGUGAAAAUUAUUCGUGGGAUGAAACCAGUGUUGAUGUAGAUGAUGUAUCACCCCAUUAUGUACAAUAUGGAAAAAGUUCAUCACGAGAAUUACGUGAACGUUUAUUGCUCGAUAGUUUUGAAUAUUUAAAACAAGGUACUGAUUGGGAGCAUGCAAUAGAUAUAUCGAAUAAAUUAAUACAUUUAUAUCGUGAUAUUAUGCCAAAUUAUGAACGUCUAAGUGAAAUAUUGAAAGAACAAGCUAACUUGUAUAGAACUAUUGUUACAAAUGAACAUUCACGUUUACCAUUUCGUUAUUAUUUAAUUGAAUUUUAUGAACCGACAACAUCAGCAUUAAUGAUGAUAACAAAUCGUAAAUUAAUCUAUCGUACAACAUCAGAUUUAGGUGAUGUAUUAAACAUGCUAACUGAACAAUUUCCUGAUGCAAAAAUAUUAAAUCAACCAUUGACAACUACAAAUCAAUCAACAUUGAAUACAUUUUGUAUAUUUGCUAGUGGGAAUUUAGAACCAGAACCUGAAGUACCGGAACAUUUGAACUCACGUAUUGUUGACACUAAAAUUAAGAAUUACUAUUCCAAAAAUCGUGUGAAGUACUUUUUGAGGCAUAGACCGUUGCAACCUACUGAGGAAAAAGAUGGUCGUCUUGUCACUAAUACAGAAGAAACUCGUUAUUGUAUUGCAGAGCCAAUGCCAAAUAUCAUUCCUAUUAUGCCAGUAGAUAGAGUGGAAAUUCGUAUGUUAAGUCAAACAGAGUGGGCUAAUAAACAAAUUCAAGGGAUUAUACAAGCGUUACAUGCUGACUUAAUCUCAGCCAAAUCACAAGAGGCUAAUCUAUCUCAAUAUAUUGGUAAACUUGUCUCAUCUAUCCAGUCACCUGUUAGUGGCGGUGUGCCGAAAUUAGUGAAAGACGUUGAACUAUCCGAUGAUCCACGACAAGAAAAGUGUUUCUCUCAAUUGGCUGACAGUGUUUUAGAAUUACUGGAAUUACAGUUAACGUUUUUGAAAUUUUGGUAUGUAAAUGAUCCACCACCACCGCCUCCAGCAUCUCAUCGUUCAGCUGCUAUGUAUAACGUUGAUAUGGUUGGUAAUGUAAGUAGUUCUACUGUUGGAGGAACUACAGGUAGUGGUAAUUAUCUUUUGCAUGAAAUGAUCGGUUACUAUGAAGUACUGGUUCGUGAUAUGAGUAGAAAGUUUGGCUUUUCUGUUGAUCAUUUAAAUGCAGACCACCUUCGUUAUGGUCCAAUAUCUACAGAUCGUCAAAAUAAUAUUAUUAAUUCUACUAGUAAUGUUAAUACUAAUUUAUUAUCACCUCUUCGUCGUAAUUCACGUUCAUCACAAAAAUGGAGCGAAACGCUUUCCAAAUAUUCUCUCAUUGUUACCCAAGGUAAUCAAAAGACUCUACAUUAUGUUACGGUAUUUAUCGAAUAGGAUUCUUUGGUCUAUCGAUUCUAUCGGUGUCACUAAUGAUUCCUUGAAUCCUAAUCAUCUGAGAUUGUCUACAUAUUUUAAUCUUAACCAACUAUUGUUUACUGAACCAUCCUAUAGUCACUUACGAAUUCUUGUGCGGAGCAAGGAGGUUAUGAAGUGAUGAACUGUAAUGAGUUCAAUAGAUAUAUAUUCUUGUUAAGUCUUAAUUUUCUCACUUCUUUAUUCUUAUCAAAGAACAUGUAUAUUCUUAAACCAUAUCGUUUACAUGCUCCAAGUCGAUAGGACAGCCCUUUAGCUGAAUUAAUCAACAGGUGAAUAUAUAUAAUUCCAUAAGUAUAUUAAUACUGAAAUUGACUAGACUUUCUUGCAAUAGAUAUCAUUAUCAACACUACUUGCUAUUAUCUUCACAUGUAAUGUCUCUUCACUAAAACUCCAGAGACUUUUAGUUUGAGUAUUGGGACCCCUUAAUAGCAUAGCAUGAUAUAUUUCUUAGGGUUACUAUUUUUUCAGACUAUAGGACACAACUUCCUGAUGUUUGGAAUUAUAUACCACCUUUAAGUUAAAAAAAUAUCAAAGCUUAUAGUACCAGUAAACAUCAUUAUGUUCUAGUUAUUCACUGUUAAUUAUGAUAUAUUCUCUUAAUUACUAUAUCGGUCAAGUUUAAUGUUAUUAAACUGUCGAGACUUAUUCAAUUCUAGGAAAUUUAACUAUAUAUUCUUAGAUUCGUUGAACUUCUGCUCUUCCACAUGUUUUAUUCGUCUGUUUCACCAUACUAUGACGUUUACGGUUAAUAAAAUAGCCAGCCAUAAUCUAUAUCAGACCCUGAUAAUUUUUACUAUUUACUAGUGACAAUUGCUUGCUCAUCAGUACAUAUAUACAAGUCAAUCUGAUACAGAAUCUUUCCUUGCCUUAAUUUCGACAAUUGGUCUCUAAAAUCAUGUACCGAGUACAAGUCUACAUGGUUAACUUUUAAAUUACGUAUUGUAUUCGAGUCCUAGUAAUACUACUUAAUACUCAACAGUUCAAAUUAAAAUUAAUGUAGUUUAAGGUUUAAAUCUACGACCUAAUAGUUUGAAAAACGGGUACUUCACUACCCAUUUACUAAUCGCUCCACUUUACUUUCUAUACCAUUCGAUUCGCUUUCUCCAAGCUAUGUUUAGAUUUCUGAUUAUUUUGGUGAUCAAUAGCUUUAUUAUAUGGGUGAUAUAUUGCAUGAAACUCUUAGUGUAGGCAAGAGAUAACAUUUUCAUUCUUUGACUUCUGAGGUGUUGGUGUUUUACCAGAAAAUUCAUUUGUUGACUUGGAAUGCGCGGAUGAUAUAGUUCUGUUUGGUGAAGACGCUGAAGAAAAUCUAAUCUUCUAAACAGACAAAAAUACAAGCAUGUCUGAGAUACGAUUAUCUCCCUCUAAAUGUGAAACGUUUCUAGAGGAUUAGCUUGCGUCAGAACCAGGAUUAAUGGUAGGAAGUGAAGUAUUUGGACGCACCAACCUCUUUACUUAUCUUAGGAGUCUCACCAGUCCUAAUGGUCUAUUGUCCAACGAAAUCUCAGUAUGGACUCGAAAGGCUCGAUUGACUUUUGUCAAUUCGUGUCACUUGCGGCUUAGGUGUGAUAUCCGUCUUUUAACAAAAGAGCGAGUAUAUUGUGCAGCAGUUUGCGAAUGUCAUAACGUGGAUUUAAUGCCCAUAGCAAUGUAAUUCUAUGACUGAGUAAUAUAAUUGCGUAUUUGCCAUAAUUUUAUAUCGAUAGGAAUACGGAUAAUAGUUCCACCGUGAUAAUGACAAUAUGGCAAUAACGAUAAUGGUAAUGGAAUAUUUCACGUAAUACAUAGAUGAAAAGAAUUGAUACACUGAAAAAGUAAAGAUAAGACAAUAGGAUUUGUUUAUAUACAUGUCUUUGAUAUACUAGCUUCUCUGCUUGAGCCGGUUUCGAGAGAUUGAGUCAUCUAUGUUGUUCAUUGACUAAGUCAGCUACGUUGAGUUCGUUCAUCGAAUGCACAGAGUUCGGAAGGUUCUCCGUCAAAGUAGCUUGCUAGUGAUGUUAAGUUUGAAGCAGGGCUCACCAGUUUAGUGGCCCGUUGAUCUGAAUCAGAUUUGAUUGUAUGAUGAUGUCAACGAAAUAUGAAUAACGGCUACCCUCGUAUAUAAUUAUCGACUUAAUUCACGUUAGAGAAUGACAGAAUAAAUAUAUCAGGCACGAGAAUGAAUUUUGGAUAAACAUAUUCCAUAUAUUCAUUGUCCCAAACAGACAAUGAGAUAAACGAAGCGGAGAAACCGGCUGGAGAAGGCAAAUAUUCCAAUUCUUUAUACCACUCAUUACAAGCGUCAACAUACCUCAAAAUGGAUAGUGGGUAGUGUGGCAAAUACAGGCAUUGGAUGAAACAAUUAGUGAUAGACAAACACACAGGUAUACACAAGGCGCAUAAGCAUAGAAAUACAAGGAAGUAAAAAUAGGACAAGUAUGUUCUCUGAAGUUCAUACUUUCCUAUAAAAACAAAAGUUAUCAUGAAGGUAAAAAUAACUCAAUGUCGUAUGCUUUUUGAAUUAUUUUAAGUCUUUUCAAAAGCUAGGAUGAAUCAUGUGUGUAUUGGCACUAGGCACUACAGUGCCCCCAAAAUGCCCUGGUACGGCCGAGAGU